This is a messenger RNA of Melanotaenia boesemani (Boeseman's rainbowfish), 2255 nucleotides long. RefSeq names its product connector enhancer of kinase suppressor of ras 3-like. Bases 234 to 1937 code for a protein of 567 amino acids. NCBI's taxonomy places the organism in Eukaryota, Metazoa, Chordata, Actinopteri, Atheriniformes, Melanotaeniidae. Gene Ontology annotation, molecular function: protein binding. The record is from RefSeq and is a predicted model, not a curated record. The transcript has 16 exons. Gene Ontology annotation, biological process: regulation of signal transduction. Gene Ontology annotation, cellular component: cytoplasm; membrane.
CACUCAUCCCACGCGCUGCUUGUUAGAGAAGCGGAUCGUCGGGGUACCUGAGAAAUUGGUCUGUGCUGGACUUCCUUCAGGUUUCAGACCGACUGGCGGCUCAGUUCGGCUCAGUUCGUCUCGGUUCGGCUCAGUUCGUCUCGGUUCGGCUCAGUUCGUCUCGGUUCGGACUACACGGAGAAGUUUCGCCGCCUGGGUUCGGCGCAGUUCGUGGACAUGGAGUCGGUCAGUAAAUGGAGUCCGGAUCAGGUGAUGAACUGGAUCAGAGGAAUUCUGCAGACAGAUUCUUCAUCAACCUGCUGCAGUGGAAGAAGAGCUCAGGACGUCUUUCUGGACCCUCAUGGUGGUUUGAAGGGCUGGACGACAGCCUUCAGCAGUACAUCCCAUCCUUCCAGCAGCAGCAGGUAGAUGGUGAAAAGCUGCUCAGGUUGUCCCACCAGGAGCUGCUCGCUCUGGGCGUGGUUCGGGUAGGACACCAGGAGCUGGUUCUGGAGGCCGUGGAUCUGCUUUGUGCUCUGAACUAUGGCGUGGAGUCGGACCAGCUGAAGACUCUGGUGGGGAAGAUGCGAACGGCUCACCACAACCUGAGCGGCGCCGUGUCACAGCGCCGGAAGAACCCCGCCUACCAGAACAAAAACUCCCAUCAGCCCUCCAACCACUUCCUGACAGCCAUAAUGGAGCUAAUUGGAGCGGCCAAGAGCCUGCUGGCCUGGCUGGACAGGACUCCUCUCACCACCGCCAGCGACUUCACGUCCACCAAAGGCAGAAUAAUCCAGCUGUGUUUGGAGCUCACCUCCACCGUCCAGAAGGACUGCACUGUCUAUGAGAUGGAAGAGAAGAUUUUGGAGGUGGCUCAGGCUCUGAACGGGAUCUGUGAGAAGACUCUCCAAACGACCGCUGACCCCUCCACGAAAGAGCUGUCCUGUCUGGAGGAGGUUCACAUCACCAGCAUCAAGCCUGGGGAGGGACUGGGAAUUUACAUCAAAUCCACAUACGAUGGUCUUCACGUCAUCACCGGGACAACGGAGAACUCUCCUGCAGAUAAGACUCAUAGGAUUCACGCCGGAGAUGAAGUCGUUCAGGUCAACAAACAAACCGUGGUGGGUUGGCAGCUGAAGCACCUGGUGGAGAAGCUGAGGGUGGAGUCUGGAAGUGUUGUAUUGAUGUUGAAGAAAAGACCAUCUGGAACAUCCGGUGGAUUCGCACCUGCUCCGCUGAAAAACCUGCGCUGGAGACCGCCACUAGUCCAGAUGUCUCAGGGAGCUCCAGGUCCCUCCAGGUCUCCAUGUCCAGAAUCCACCAACGCUCUGGGGACAAAGGGAAAGGCCUCUGUCCUGGAUCUGUACAUCCCUCCUCCUCCUGCUGCUCCUUAUAUACCAGUCGACGGGAAAGUCAACAUGUCUCCAGGUGUUAAAAUUUGUCCCAAGUCUCCCGACUUGUCUCAGGAUGUAGACUCAUGCCGACACCUCACUGUUGCUGAGGACAACAGGAAGUCCUCAGGUGUCCUGCCUGAGAUCAAUCAGCUGAUGCCGGUCCGCCUCAGACUGCGGUCUUCUGCACAUGGUAAACCUCGACCCGUCUCCAUGCCUGUGGAACCGGUUCUGGCUGGAUCUGACUCCUUCAGGCCUGGAGCUCAUGGAAUGAAAGGGAAGGACCUCCUGCGUCGGUACCUGAGUAACGAGCGGAUCAGCACCAUCACAGAGGAGGAGCCAUGUUUCCCUCUGCCGUACAGAGGACACCCGUUGGUCCGCGGGGUGGACCACAUCAGGGGCAGCCAGUGCUUCAUCAGUGCCGACCUGCACCGCAGCACCACCAGCCCCCACCAGGAAGCAGCGACCAGGAAGUCCACCCCCCCUGUUUCUCCUCCGGCGGCAACCAAACGCUCCACGUCUCUGCUCACCGGAUGGUUGGCUCGGCUCCGGCUGCUCAGCCACUGAUGACACUGCCGAUCUUCAGCCGGUUUCCUGCAGGUCUUCAGCCGGUUUCCUGCAGGUCUUCAGCCGGUUUCCUGUCCUCCUUCUGGACUUCUGCUCUGAUGAAUCGGAGUGAGGAAUUUGGAACAUUUCAGCAUCUUUCAUCAUUUGGAAGAAGCAGAUCCACGGAUCAGAUCCACGGUUUGUUGGAGGUCAGGGUGGUGGAGGCGUUCCUCAGGGCAUCUUCUUGGAGCUCCUGAUGUUUUAGGUCUAAAAACUGCUUGUGGUUCCGGUUCAGUGUUCCAACCAAAGACCAUCAGGAAGCCAAGACUCUGCAUAUUU